AUGGACUCGACUAAGACGACGACGCCUCGUCUUUUCCUCCUUGUCGCUAUUUUCGUGUCUAGUGCUGUAAGUUUUCCGGCGUCCGUGCCGACGCAGUACCAGAAUUACUUGAGUGCCCAGCAGCUGACCGCACAGUACCGGCCGCAGGCAAAAGGUCUGACUGCGUACAGGCCCAUCAGACCGGCGGUCUAUCAGACCCAAAGGGACAGGGAAGGCUUGCAGACUUACGCCGGCCAGCAGCACCAGGUCGAGCAGCCCAUUCAGCAGGUUCUGAGGGCUACCAAUGUUGAUAGACAAAUCCAGAGGGCGGCUCACCAAGCUGCAGGACCGUACUACGUCCAGCAGGUGCAAUCGGCUCAGCAGCAGGGGCAAGCGCAGGAAGCCAUUGCGGCUGCGCAAAGAAAACUAACAUCGACCACCCUAAACAGGCAACCUCAACCUGUACCGGUGGCUCAAAUACCGCAACAGCAACACCAGCAGUACUUGGUGCAGACUUCCCCCCAGGUGAAAUACAGGCCUGCUAACGUGCCCGCGCAGUACAGGCAUUUGUACAGGCAGCAGGAGUUGCAGGAGCAGGAGCAGGAGAGGGAGAAUCCCGAGGAGUAUGACCACAAUCCUUCUUAUCAGUUCGGAUUUGACGUGAAGGACGACCUGUACACAAACUACCAGAACCGAAAGGAACAAAGGGAGGGUAACAAAAUUACGGGCAGCUAUUCGGUCGUCGAUUCGGACGGUUUUGUUCGAACAGUUACGUACACUGCCGAUCCGAAGGAAGGAUUCAAAGCAGAGGUCACCAGGCAACCGACUGAUAUUGUCGUCAAAAUUCCAAAGCCAGAUCCGCAGUUCCAAAAGCAAUACCUUCCAAAUGGGCAAAGGGUACAGUAUCAACCACAAGUAAGGCCAAGAUACCAGCAGCAACAUCAACCUCAGGAGCAGGAGCAGCCUCAGCAGGAAAGGCAAAAAGUCGUCUAUCGAUAUGAACAGGAAUAA
Molecule: messenger RNA, 990 nt
Organism: Brassicogethes aeneus
Lineage: Eukaryota; Metazoa; Arthropoda; Insecta; Coleoptera; Nitidulidae
Source: the annotation of a GenBank genome assembly